Sinocyclocheilus rhinocerous is the source of this 2673-nucleotide messenger RNA. RefSeq names its product solute carrier family 35 member E1 (gene slc35e1). The record is from RefSeq and is a predicted model, not a curated record. The transcript is spliced from 6 exons. Bases 84 to 1211 code for a protein of 375 amino acids. Lineage: Eukaryota; Metazoa; Chordata; Actinopteri; Cypriniformes; Cyprinidae.
GGGCGUGGCUGCACAGAGUCACGUGACUCUUCCACCAGCGACUCCUCCGGUGUGGCUCGUAGCGUCGCGGCUUGCGCUGAAAGAUGGCCGCGGUGGAGCAGCGCCCACCCGUGCGGGACGGGGUUCGGAUCGGGGUGCUGUGCAUGUGCUGGUACACCGUCAGCUCUGGUGGCAACGUGGUCAAUAAAAUCAUCCUCAACGACUUCCCCUAUCCGGUCACAGUCUCUCUCUUUCAUAUAGUCUCCAUCAUCGUGUUUCUCCCGCCGCUGCUGCGAGCCUGGGGCGUCCCGCGAACGGAGUUACCGGCCCGCUACUACCGCUGGUUCAUUCUGCCGCUCGCCUUCGGGAAAUACUUCUCCUCCGUCUCGGCCCAUUUCAGCAUAUGGAAGGUCCCGGUGUCGUACGCGCACACUGUGAAGGCCACCAUGCCCAUCUGGGUGGUUCUGCUGUCACGGAUUAUCAUGAGAGAGAAGCAAACCACAAAGGUUUAUGUGUCUCUUAUACCCAUCAUUGGAGGCGUUCUGUUGGCCACUGUCACUGAAUUGUCCUUUGACGUCUCUGGAUUGAUCAGCGCUCUGGCAGCGACGCUCUGCUUCUCUUUACAGAACAUAUUCUCGAAAAAGGUCUUGCGUGACACAAGGAUUCACCACCUCCAAUUACUAAACAUCCUGGGCUUCAAUGCACUUAUGUUUAUGCUGCCCACGUGGAUUUUAGUGGACCUCUCAUCUUUCCUGAUGGAUGGAGAUCUGACAGAGGUUUCCAACUGGACAGGAACAAUUGUGCUGCUCCUCAUUAGUGGUUUCUGCAACUUUGCACAAAACAUGAUAGCCUUCAGUGUGCUGAACCUGGUCAGCCCACUCAGUUACGCCGUAGCCAACGCAACAAAGAGGAUCAUGGUCAUCAGUAUAUCCCUACUGAUGCUCAGGAACCCCGUCAACACUUCCAACAUUAUCGGCAUGAUGACAGCAAUACUAGGCGUCUUCCUCUAUAAUAAGGCGAAAUACGAUUCUAACCAGGAGGCCAAAAAGAAACUGCUGCCAGUUUCAGCACAGGAUAUGGUUUCAUUCGACAAGCCCCAGUCCAAUGGCUCUGGGCCCUUCGCUCACAGCUCAGACUUUCAGCACGGUCGGAGCACAGUACUCACCGACCACUUUGAGUACAGCCGACAGGCCUACACAACAAAUUUCAGCUCCAAGCAGUAUGUUGUGUGAGUCGAGCACUUUGGAGGUCUCAGACCCCCGUGCUUCAGAGGAGAUGGGUGUAUGUUUCAUACGGACGAGGAAGUGGCGGAAUGACUUGAAAAAGAAUGUUUACUCACAAAAUCCUACUGCUUUUUUCACAGGCCUGUUAUUUAUUUCAGUACAAACCCUAUUUUGUAUGUUUCCCAUUUAGUUUAUGAGGAAUAUUUCAGUAGUAUGUGCAGAUUAUAGCAAGGUGCUGGGAUAUUUUUGGUAGGUUUUUUUUUUUUUUGCACAGGAUGCAUUUCAAUGCAGUUCAGAAUGUAACGUGUCUUCGUCGUCAUCAUGCUACUGUGAGUGAGAGACAGAUAAAAGAGUGAGACCUCUGCCAUAUAACAUACACUGGGGUCACUGCAAAUACAAAUGCAUCAGGGUGUUAGUCAAUGUUCUGGUUUCGCCUUUAAUUUGUAAAUAUUUUAUUUUUAUCGAGGAAGGUGUAUUGGUUAACCAUAUCAUGAACUGAAAACACCCCAUUGAUUUUUUCGAAUGUCUAAUAUCUGUGAAGGAAUGUUUUUUUCAUUCCGGGGGUGUUAAAUUAGACUGAGGUCACUGUACAAGAUCACUUGAAUCAUGGUUCUCACAUUCAUAUGCAUGAUUAUCAAUUUUUUGCAUUAUGUUAUUUUUACUGUGCAUAACCUAUGGGUCAGUUUCAUUAAUAUUAAAUGUCUGGGAAGGGAAAACCGGGGAUUCAUAAAGCAGUUUAUUUAUUUAAUUUUAUGUUGUUAUUUUUUUUUUCCGUUUAAAUUUGUCUCAGUUCCUCAAACUGAAGUUUAAGAAAACUUCUAAUAAAACGUUUGAGGACAUUGUUUCCAAACUGUUGAUUCUUCGACACUGAACUCUAUGAGAUUUUGUCUUGUUAAAAGGUGCAAUAUUCCUUUCAAUCAUGACAGCUGGAGGUGUUUCAAGCCCUUUUAGCGUGUAAAACCUGUAGUUAACAGAAUCUGUGGACUAAUUUUCGGGAUAAAUAUGGUAACAUUUGAAAAAUGGUGCAAACUAGCCAAAACAAUUUAUUGAACGGUUGUGGAAAGAGUUCUGCGGCUGGAGAUUUCUUGUGGGCCUACUUUUUAGAUGUUAUUGACCAGUUGUCGUCUUCGUUCCCAAAUUUAUGCCAGUUUUAGCUAAAUGUGUGAGGUGGGGGAUUCGUUUUUUUUCCCUCUUUUUUUUUUUUUUUUUUUUUUUUUUUUAAGUGUCUUGCUGCUGGAAAGUUAGACACAUUUUUUGGCAAAAAGCAUGCAGAUGUUUGCAUAACUGCAAUGAGAAAAGAACUUGGAGUUCUUUUAAACAUUUUAAGUGUUAUGGAUUUUAAAUAGCAUCGAUAUUUUUCAUGUUGUGUAUUUUGAAGGACUCUGUCUUUAUGUCUCUCUAUAUAUUGUGAAUUUAUUGGAUCAGUUCAGGCAGAUGAAGUGGUUCAUUAAAGGGUUACUCCACCCCAAAA